Achroia grisella is the source of this 2589-nucleotide messenger RNA. RefSeq names its product rho GTPase-activating protein 1-like (gene RhoGAP68F). Bases 145 to 1641 code for a protein of 498 amino acids. NCBI's taxonomy places the organism in Eukaryota, Metazoa, Arthropoda, Insecta, Lepidoptera, Pyralidae. The transcript is spliced from 10 exons. Gene Ontology annotation, molecular function: GTPase activator activity. Gene Ontology annotation, cellular component: cytoplasm. The record is from RefSeq and is a predicted model, not a curated record. Gene Ontology annotation, biological process: negative regulation of endocytic recycling; small GTPase-mediated signal transduction.
AGAAGGUCCAAUCACUUGGCAUUUUAUAAUAGAAUUGUUUUCUGGUUCGAAUUGCAAUUGAAAUAUAUUAAAUAUCGUUUUUAAGAAAUUUAGCGAUAUCAGUGGUGCUGGGUUUGUUUUGUGGAGUAGUAGUGCAUCUGAGCUAUGGAAUCUGAUCGUCAACCGCAGCUCAGUCCAAUUAGGGCUUUCCAAGUACUACACGGGGCUAGUGUGGAGGGUGAGGAGUUAAACACAAGCCUCUCGGACUACCACGACUACGAGCCCAGGUUGGAGUUUGAUGAUCGUGAAGUCACAGAAAAUCUAUAUCUUGCUCCAUUACCACCUGAAUUGCUAGAUUUAACAGGCGACAUUAUAAAACGUUCGGCGAGCGAUGGAACCAUAGAGGAAAAUUUUGAAGCAGAACUAGCUAGUGGGCUGGAAGUCUAUGCUGAGAUAUCGUCUUCGUCUCUGGAUGACGACAGCUUCGCCGAAUUGAACAGCUCAGGGUUAGUGGAAGUUGUGGGUGAUGAUGAAAUUGGACGUCGUAUUAUCGUAGUAUCGGCCUGUAGACUGCCGCCCAGGGAGUCCUUACACCAAGACAAACUGUUAAGGUACUUAAUGUUCACACUUGAUAAAUACGUAGAACAAGAUUAUAGCCUUGUCUACCUACAUUGUGGCCUCAAUAGCAGCAGUAAACCACCCCUGUCUUGGCUCUGGAAGGCAUACAAGGCAUUCGACAGAAAAUAUAAGAAAAAUUUGAAAGCGUUAUAUUUAGUACACCCCACAAAUUUUAUAAGAGUUGUGUGGCAAAUGUUAAGGCCGGCUAUAAGCGUAAAGUUUGGCAGAAAAAUGAUGUACGUCAAUUAUUUGCAUGAACUACAACAAUAUUUGAAUUUGGACAAACUUUGCAUACCUGAACAAGUUCUGGAGUAUGACAAAUUGCUUCUGUCGAAGAACCCAAAGGCGGCAGAGAUUGCACGACUUCAAUCACAGCCAAAAGAGCCAAAACCAACAUCAACGGACCGGAGUGACGCGAAGUCCGCGCCUAAAUCUAGCCUUUCGCCGCCCCCUACCCAACAGUUCGGCGUUUCGCUGCAGUUCGUCAAGGAGAACAAUGCUGAUAUGGUGGACUCAAUUCCACCUGUGGUCAGGCAGUGCGUCGAGUUCUUGUCACAACCUGAUGGUUUGGAAACUGAGGGAAUAUUUCGUCGUUCAGCCAAUAUACUGGUUAUUAAAGAACUACAGCGCGCCUGCAAUAAAGGCGAGAAGAUAUCGUUCAGGAACGAUCCACACAACGCGGCUGUUUUAUUGAAGACGUUCUUUAGGGACUUGGAGGAGCCCCUUAUGACCUUUGAACUGUACAACGAGAUAUUGAAAUUCCAGACCUGGUCCAAUAGCGAGAAGCCAAGGCGGGUGAAAAUUUUGAUUCUGGAGAUGCUGCCCUUAGAUAACUACAAGCUGUUGAAGUACAUUAUGCAGUUCUUGUGGAAGGUGCAAGACAGAAGUUGCUUGAACAAGAUGACCAGCAGCAAUCUCGCUGUUGUUUUCGGGCCAAACUUGGCCUGGCCGCCCAAUGGACAGAUGUCUUUACAGGCCAUCGCUCCUAUCAACGCGUUCACCGAUUUCGUCCUAAGGAAUCAAGAGUCCAUUUUUAUUAUUUGAACGCAAAUAUCCGCGGACGCACGUCUUCUAACAAUCAAACCCUCUCCCGACCAACCUCAAACAAGUAGGGCGAGUCGUGGAACAAGAGGUGAUAAAGAGAAAAAACCUCGCCACUGUUUCUGUGUAUAAAUACAGGUAAUAUCUCUCCGUUGUGAAUUUCUAAUUGUACCUGAUGUGCUUUGAGUAUUAUUAAAGUGAUACUACUAUGAGCUGAAUGCCAUUUAAUGCAUAUAAUAAAUAAUUUAACCAGUAUAAUAUAUUACUAUUAAUUUAUAUUUUUUAUUUAAUGUUAUGAAAUGUACGUUUACGCAGUGAUGUAAUAUGAAACUAUAUGAUCUGAGAUACAAGAAAAAUUCACCGGAUCGGUCCCUCGCUUCAUCUAAAAAGAUAAAUUUAAUUAAACACAUUAAAGAAAUUCUCUAAUAAUUCGGAUACGGCCUAACGGCCUACGGAUUCUUCAAGCAACAGGUCCUUCGUGUUUUAUAGUAUUGUUACCUCACUAUGUUUACGUACAUUGAAUACAAAUUGUAUUUAAUGGUGUUCAUAAUCUAUACAUAUUUUUAUGCGUUAUUGCGUUAUUGUUUAUGCAUGUGUACUCCAUACAAUGAAGAAGUAGUACCUUAAGAGGAUACAUCAUAUCAAAUUCUCUAUAAGUUUUAAACAGUGUCCUACUAUAAAAGUUUCACUAAUUGUAUCUCUCGUCCAUUAAGAGGUCAAUACAUGCUUGUUUUCGCAGGAAGAAAUAUAAGCCUUACGUUGUUAAAGUAGGAGUGAAUUAUAAGCUUCUUGAAUAUAUAAAUCAAUUUAUAAGCAAGCAUGACUUGACCCUCGGUUAUUGUAAUGGGUUUGUAAAUAUUUAGUCUAAGUAGUGGUGAUGAUUAAUCUUUAUUGGAAAGUGAUAUCUAAUUUAUUAUCGUGAUAUAGAAAUAAAGAUACUUCUUUAAAAAA